CUAUAUAGGGGAGGGCGACAGCCCAGAGCCCUGACCCGACCCAGCAUGCGCGGAGCAGUGGCUGCCCUGUCCCUGGCCUGGGCGCUGGCCCUGGGGCUCACCCACUCCCUCCCUGGCAAACCGGGGGAGGCCGGAGCGCGGUUCCACCAUGGGGCUGAGACCCAUCUCAACGACACAGAGGUGGCGAGCCGGUGUGCGGACGAAGGGGGCUUUGAUGCCGUCACACUGGACGAGCAUGGCGUGAUGCUCUUCUUCAGAGGUGCCCACGUCUGGAAGGGCUUCCACGGCCCGGCCCAGCUCAUCAAUGCCAGCUGGCCUGAGAUCCAGGGCCCUGUGGACGCUGCACUGCGCAUCCACCACAAGGAGUCCCCCAGCGUGCACGACAACGUCUACCUCUUCCAGGGCGAGCAGGUCUGGGCGUAUGCGGGGGGCCGGCUGCGGCCCGGCUACCCCCGGCUCAUCGGAGAGGAAUUCAAGGGGGUGCCUGGGGACCUGGACAGCGCCGUGGAGUGUCACCCCGAGGACUGCACGGCCGAGAGCCUUCUCUUCUUCAAGGGUAUGGGGCCGGGCUGGGGGGCAGGCGGGGCCGGGCUGGGAGCGGGCAGCUCUCCCCCGCCGGCGGGUGCAGGGCACGGGCACGAGGCGCGCAGAAACGCCACCGCCAUGGGCAUCCGGGACCCCUGCAGCGGCCUUGCCUUCCAGGCCUUCACCGCCGACGACGCCAACCGCACCUACGCCUUCCGGGGGGGGCAGUACUUCCGCCUGGACUCCAAGCGGGACGGCUGGCACUCGUGGCCGCUCAACCACACGUGGCAGGAGCUGAGCGGGCAGGUGGACAGCGCCUUCAACUGGGACAAGAAGCUCUACCUGAUCCAGGGCUCCCAGGUCUACAUCUACCGGGUGGGCCCAGGCUACACGCUGGUGCAGGGCUACCCCCGCGACUUGCAGGAGGAGCUGGGCAUCACGGGCGCUGACGCCACCUUCACCUGCCCCCACUCAGCUGAGCUCUUCGUCAUCCACGGUGCGAGCUGGGCACGACCUGGCCAGAAGGGCAGCGAGGUCUAGUGGUCAGAGCCAG
This is a messenger RNA of Terrapene triunguis (Three-toed box turtle), 1078 nucleotides long. RefSeq names its product hemopexin (gene HPX). NCBI's taxonomy places the organism in Eukaryota, Metazoa, Chordata, Testudines, Emydidae. The record is from RefSeq and is a predicted model, not a curated record. The coding region runs from base 46 to 1065 and encodes 339 amino acids. The transcript has 8 exons.